UCUUUCCAAGGGUGGAUAACAUUUUCGUUUUGAAAGAAAGGGAAGUCAAAAUUUCCUUCCUCUUCCUUACCAGUUACCCUCCCCCCCUUUUCUCUUUCCCUAUCCAUCCUCACAAACUGCAGAUUAUUUGACCAGAUGACCUUACCAUCACCUCUCAUCUCUGAAUAACAAUGGCUGACAUUGGAACUCUGCUCACUGUCGCCCAAACACUAUUUACAGCACUACAAUCUUCAUAUGAGCUCAUGGAGAUGUGCUCCAUUUGGGGCUACAGAUCGAAACUAGAAGACCUCAAAGACACCAUUUCCACCAUCGGGAAAAUGCUCCUUGAUGCGGAGGCCAAGCAACAGCUCUCAAGUGAAGCGCGGGAGUGGAUUUUGAAGCUCAAGGAUGCUGUUUAUGACGCAGAUGACUUGUUUGACGAAUUCCUCACUUUGGUUGAGCUGAAUAAGCAGCAGUAUAUCCAUGGUGGCAAGCUUACAAAGAAGGUACGGCGUUUCUUCUCUUCUGAUAAUCAGCUGGGUGUUGCUUACAGAAUGUCACAAGGAGUUAAGAAUGUCAGGAAGAAGUUGUAUGUUAUUGUGAGUAAUCAUAAUAAGUUUGGCUUUACUGUUGACUAUGAACCUGUUAGGAGGAGAAGAGAGGAAACUUGUUCUUAUGUAUAUGCACCUGAUGUUGUUGGCAGGGAGGAUGACCGCAGAGCCGUCUUAGAUAUGUUGUUAGACUCUAGUUUUAAAGAGGAUUUCUGUUUCCUUUCCAUAGUUGGAGCUGGAGGGGUGGGCAAAACUACUCUUGCUCAACUUGUAUACAAUGAUGAAAAGGUGAAAUCCGAAUUUGACUUGAGGUUGUGGGCCUGUGUCUCUGAUCAAGACGGCGAACAAUUUGAAGUGAAACCUAUUCUUGCAAAGAUUCUUGAAUCAGCUGUUCGUCAGAAUCAUGAUAACUUUGGAUUGGAUCUGUUGCAAAACCGCCUGCAGGAGGUGCUCGGAGGAAAGAAGUACUUGCUUGUUUUGGACGAUGUGUGGAAUGAGGAUCGUUACAAGUGGCUAGAACUGAGAAAGUUCUUAAUGAUUGGUGGUUGUCGGGGUAGUAAGAUUUUGAUAACUACACGUUCAAAGCAGACAGCAAGAGUUGUGGGAAAUGAGUAUACAUAUGAGUUAAAAGGUCUUUCUGAUGAGAAUUCAUGGCAUUUGUUUGAGAUGGCAGCAUUUGAUAAGGGGUAUGAACAAGUAAAAUCUGGUGAAUUAGUUGAUAUUCGCAAGAAGAUUGUUAAAAGAUGUGUUAAUGUUCCUCUUGCUUUAAAGGUGGUAGGAAGUUUACUGUUUGGUCAGGAUGAAAGUAAGUGGCGAUCAUUUCAAGAGAUUGGAUUAGCCAAAAUUAGUAACGGCGAGAAUCAAAUUAUGUCAAUACUAAAGAUUAGUUACCAUAAUCUUGAAUUCCCAUUGAAGAGCUGCUUUAGCUACUGUGCUUUGUUUCCUAAGGGUUUUGUUAUAGAGAAGGAGAGGUUGAUAAGCCUUUGGAUGGCACAAGGAUACAUUGUUCCGAUUGAUGGUGGUCAGAGCAUAGAAGAUGCCGGUGAGGAAUAUUUUUCAAUUUUGUUACGAAGAUGUUUUUUCCAAGAUGUUAAAAUGGAUCAAUAUGGUGAAGUUGUGUCAUGUAAGAUCCAUGACUUAAUGCACGAGGUUGCUGAAGAAGUAGCCGGAAUGGAGAUUUGGGUUGGGACUUGUAUCACAAGUGCCUUAGAAAGGAAAAACCGACAUCUGUUUCAUGUUGGAAGCAAAUGUACACAAGAUUCUUUCACUAAGAUGAAGAUUCGUUCAUAUCUUCGAUCUAAAUGGGUUUGCACAUUUCCUUUACAUGUACUAAUUGCAAAUUGGUCAUCAUCUAUUAGAACGUUGGACUUGCAUAACCUGAAUAUCAAAUGUUUGCCUGAUUCAAUGGGUAAAUUGGUGCAUUUAAGGUAUCUUGAUCUCUCUAACAACAAACUGAAGAGACUGCCAAACUCAUUUACAAGGCUGCAUAACCUGCAAUCUUUAAACCUAGCUGGUUGCUACGGGUUUGAAGAAUUACCAAAAGAUAUCAGCAAAAUGGUAAAGCUCAGGCACUUGGACAUAUCUCAUUGCAAGCGGUUAACUUAUAUGUCUCCAGGCAUUGAUAAGUUGACUUGUCUGCAAGUUCUAACUGCAUUUGUAGUAGCUAAUGGAAGUUCAACAAUAAUGAAGCAGAAUGUCGGCCAAUUGAAAGACUUAAAAGCCUUCAAGAACCUAAAAGGCUGCAUUAGAAUCUCGAUACCUGAGGAUUCUACAAAUAUCAAUGAAAAUGACAUUGAAGGGGGGUAUUUGAAGAACAUGGAAAAACUCAAGGGUGUAUGCAUACACUUUGAACUGGGUAGAUAUCAUGCGGAUGGAAGUGUUGUUAAGUAUCAUGAAGCUUUGUUAGAAAAGAUACAACCACAUCCUAAUCUCAGGGGCCUGAAUUUGUUUGGGUAUCAGGGUAACAUCAUUCCUAGGUGGGGAAGAGCAGAUGAUAACUGGGCUUCUGUCCUCCCAAAUCUUGUCAAGAUUGAGAUUAGCAGUUGUAGGAGGUUGCAACAUCUCCCAUCACUGAGUAAACUAGCUUUUCUGAAGUCACUGCAACUGUAUGAUCUGAGUGAUUUGGAGUACAUGGAGAAUACUACCAGUAGUAAUGACAAUGAUGCUUGCGGAUCCUUGUCAACUGUCAGGGAAUAUGCAUUCUUCCCUUCCCUUGAAGUUCUUAAUUUAGAUACACUACCAAAUUUGAAAGGUUGGUGGAGACAAGUUGAUGAAAACAGCUCACAGUGGCAACCCUCAUUUCCACGUCUCUCUAGACUAUUGAUCCGCUGGUGCCAUAGCCUCAUUUCAUGGCCUUCCUGUCCAAGUGUGGAAACGCUGUGUAUGAGAGGUUUGAAUGGAAGCCUGCAAGUGAUGAUGGGCAAGGAUGCUAUAAGAUUCAUUCCAUCACAUUCUCGAGCCUCUGGGUCAGAUACUAAGAAUUCCCAUUUGCUGAAACUGAGAGAGGUUGAAAUAGACAAUAUGAAUUAUCUCAAAUCACUACCUACUCAUGAAUGUCUGACUAGCAUCAAGAUAUGUUCAGAUGACAAGUUGAAGAACUUAUCAGAAGUUGAGGAGGUACUCAAAAGCUGUUGUUCGUUGCGAAAUCUUACAAUUUCCAAUUGCGUCAGACUGAGGAGACUCUCAGGAGGGUUGGAGCAUCUCACCGCGUUAGAAUCAUUAUCAAUCUGUAGGAACCCCAAGUUGAGUUUCUCUGAAGAGGAAGUUGAUGGCAUGCCCUGGAGAUCCCUUCAUCAGAGUUUGCAUUCCUUAGAAUUUAAGGAACUUGAAAACCUGACAAGUCUGCCUGAGGGGAUGCAGCACCUGACCACCCUCCGAAACCUGACUAUUGACAGUUGUUGGAAUUUGAAAGCACUGCCAGAAUGGUUAAGCUGCUUAUCUUCUCUCCAGUUGGUUCAAAUCAAAUCUUGCUAUCACCUGAAAUCAGUUUUUGAUGCGUAUAAAAUUCAACACAUCCCCUCUAUCUCCAUUGUGCACGAUUAAACCUUUCAUCUUCCGUUCUUCUCUGUUUCUGAAAAAUGGUGUCUGCUUAUUCACAUUAAUGAAAUCAAAGACAACUUUCUUUGAAUUAUAGAGGAAUGAAUCAACUUUCUCAACAUUGGUCCGUUGCAUACGUUUGAACUUUGAACCCUUAUUCCCAUACUUGGCAAGAGCCUUGUCAGAGGCACUGCAGUGCAGCCUAGAAGCCUCUUGUUUAGUAUGCCACCUGGGAAAUCAAGCUAGCUGUCUUGUAUGGUGGCAUUAUGAUUUUCACAUGAUUUUGUUUGGUUUACUGGUUGUUUUAGAUGCAUAAUCACUUGAAGAAGAAAGAGAGUAGAUUUGUUCCCCUUUCUAUAUUGUUCCUGUUACAUGGUUCUCACUAAACUGAUGGUUAGAGCUCGCCUCGGUUUCCUUGUAUUUGUUACAUGCCUCUUAAAGAUUGCUUACAGUUGCUACUUGUUCUUAAA
This is a messenger RNA of Spinacia oleracea (spinach), 4036 nucleotides long. RefSeq names its product putative disease resistance protein RGA1. The transcript has a single exon. The record is from RefSeq and is a predicted model, not a curated record. NCBI's taxonomy places the organism in Eukaryota, Viridiplantae, Streptophyta, Magnoliopsida, Caryophyllales, Amaranthaceae. Bases 171 to 3572 code for a protein of 1133 amino acids. Gene Ontology annotation, molecular function: protein binding; ADP binding.